This is a messenger RNA of Danaus chrysippus (African queen), 1011 nucleotides long. The record is from the annotation of a GenBank genome assembly. Lineage: Eukaryota; Metazoa; Arthropoda; Insecta; Lepidoptera; Nymphalidae.
AUGGAACAAACUGUUUUGUCUCCGGCUUUGUCUGGGAAGUUUAUAAGUGAGAAAUCUCAACAUGUUAAGAUUGAAAAGAAGGGAAUAGAACGACUAAGUGAAGAGAUAUUUUCUUCCUUAAGAGAGAACAAGUUACAAAUACCAGAGACAGGUGCUAAAUCUAUACAUCCUGAUAAAACCCAUCCAAAGGCUGUAGACUGGGUGUUUAUUUUAGAUGCAUUGAACUUUUGCUUUUGGUCAAAGAAUAAAGAGACUCAAUGGACCGUUUGUGGCUACACUGGCUAUUAUGCUCUUGAGGCUGCACUACAUAGAGCUAUACAGGAAGGUAUUGACAUUUUAAAUCCUGAAUAUUACUCAAAGAUAACAAACACAGAAUUGAGUAAUAUUUUCAGAGGUGACACAAAUGCUGUAAUUCCUCUGCUUGAUAAAAGAUUAUCAGUACUACAUGAAGUUGGAAAUAUACUGAUCAAUAAAUAUAACAGCACUUUUGAGACUUGCCUCAAAGAUAGUAAUAAAUCUGCUGUUAAAUUAUUAAGCAUACUUGUUGAUAAUUUUCCAUGUUUUCGUGAUGAAGCUGACUAUAAAGGACAGAGGGUGUCAUUGUAUAAAAGAGCACAGAUUCUGGUGUCUGAUUUAUGGAAUUUCUUUGACGGCAGCGGCUGGGGCGAGUUCCAUGAUAUUGAUGAAAUGACAAUGUUUGCUGAUUAUAGAGUACCACAGGUUUUAGUUUAUUUUGGAGCCCUAACUUACAGUGAUGAACUCAUGGAAAAGUUGAAUAAAGAUAUAUUAUUACCAAAUGGAUCAGAGGAAGAAGUCGAAAUCCGAGGUUGCUCAAUUCAUGCUGUCGAGUUGAUUAAAGAAAGGACCGGGGAGCUUAUUAAAGAAGCAGGUUUGACAGCAGAAGUGCCAAAUUCAAGUCUCAUUGACUAUUAUUUGUGGUGCUACAGAAGAAAAUAUGCUCAAGAAAUGGAAAAGAUACCAUAUCAUAAAACUCUGAGUGUUUAUUAUUGA